AAGAUGGCGGACGGAGGGAGUAAUCAUUGACACUAGACUCGACUGUUAUUUCAGUCAUUUUUGGCUAAAGGACGUAACAUAUUCUGUGCUGUUACCAAAGGUCUGGACGAUGUCGGCCCCCAAAAAACACAAGCUAGAGGACGACGAGUAUAUGAUCAGCCCUGUCUACUCGCCCAGCACGUCCAUGGUGGGACCCCCGUGUAGCGGGCUGGAGAACAAGUAUCUGUCGCGAACUCUGGCUCAUGUUUUGCCAGACUGUUUGAAAGAAAUCUGCCAAGUCCGACCUGAGGAUCCUGUGGAAUAUCUGGCUCACAGCUUGUACACGGCGGCGGAUGCGGAAGUUGAGUUCUACAAGAAACAAAUCGAGCUGACCGAGCAAGAAAUCGCACGGAAAGAGCAGCUCCUCGAGUCAACUGCUCGCUCCUUGAACGUGCAGAAACUCUGCGCGGAGAUCGAGAACCUCCGUCUACAGCUCGCUAGGCUCAAGCAAAAGAAGGAGUCCUUGCCAGCUCACUCAAGCCAGCGACGUUACAGCUAGUGACCUGAAAAUAUCUUAAGUUGAGAAUUGGGAGAAUUGCUCUCCAACUAUUCUUAUAUCCCCCAGUCAUGUCACACCCCCUAAGUCAUGUCACACCUCCCAGUCAUGUCACACCUACCAGUCAUGUCACACCUACAAGUCAUGUCACACCUCCCAGUCAUGUCACACCUCCCAGUCAUGUCACACCUACAAGUCAUGUCACACCUCCCAGUCAUGUCACACCU
Molecule: messenger RNA, 762 nt
Organism: Physella acuta
Lineage: Eukaryota; Metazoa; Mollusca; Gastropoda; Physidae
Cellular component (GO): Set1C/COMPASS complex
Source: RefSeq, a predicted model, not a curated record